Messenger RNA from Podarcis lilfordi (Lilford's wall lizard), 16920 nucleotides. Lineage: Eukaryota; Metazoa; Chordata; Lepidosauria; Squamata; Lacertidae. The record is from the annotation of a GenBank genome assembly.
UUCCUUAAAGAGUCUGCAAGUUGCCAAGUGUGCAGUGACCUCAAAAUACAGAAAUGUAUGUAACUUCAGUUGAGCCAUAGGACAAUUGAUUCUUUUCUAAAAGCUAGAAAAGGUGGCUGGAGACCUCUCAGUAGCUAAGGUUAAAUGAAUCAACUUUAACCCUACUGUGAGUUUUAUUUAUCAGUUUUAUCAUAACCCUGUAUUAGGUUAGGUGAUUUGUUUCUUCUCCAUCCAUGUCUCUGCAGUUAGUAUGAAUUAGGAUGCCCUUAGUUUGCUUAGUAAUAUUAAGGUCCUACACCCCAGUUUAAAGUAAGCAAGAUUUGCACUGUUCUCUGGAAAGUUAAGAUCUGCAUUAAAGGUUUCUACCAGUGGGAAUGUCCCAUUUCUGGCUAAAGUCAAUCAGGGUUUGCUGGUUAAACCCAGAGCUGAUUUGAUGCAUCAAUUUAAUUUGAUUAAAAUAUUACUAAUGUUGAAGUGAGAGGCUACUAGGGGAGCAGAUUAAACAUUUUUGUAAAAAAAAUAUAUAAACUUUCAGAAACUACAGGUGGUGAGCAUUAUCAGACCCACCUCCCAAACACCUGGAGGUAGUGGGCACCAUCCUGACACAUGAGGUAAUGAAUGUUGGGUAUCUGUUGUGACGUGUUAUUUAUUUAAAGACAAAAUUAUGUGGGAUGGGGAGAGUCUGCUUGUUUUAUUAGGUGAGAAUCUAUGCAAAUUCAAUCUAUCUAAUUGAGUAAAGUUCAAUCAGCUAAGGUUUUUUCAAUCAGGUGGCAGCAUGAUUUUUGUUAUUCACCUUUGUUGCCUAUCUUAUUCCAUUGAGCUCAGACGGCUGUACUUAGGUGCACCCCAAUACAUUCUCAAAAAACCCCUGUUAAGUGCAAUGCCUGAGAGAGGAAGAUUGGGCCAAGACCACCCACUGUGAACUUGGUUAUCUUCUCCAGCUAAGUCUAAACUAAGGAUGUGGAGCCUGGGGCCCUCCAGGUGUUGUUGGGCUCCAGUUGUUGCAUUGCAGAGGAUUGGACUAGAUGACUCUUGUGGUCCCUUCCAACUCUACAAUUCUAAGUUCCCACCAGCCCCAAGCCACCAUGGCAAAUGGUCAUGAAUGAUGGGAGUUCAAGAGCAACUGGAGGGCCACAGGUUCCUCAAACCUGGUCUUAACUCAUAACUGCCACACUAACUCACCCUCAUCCAACCUUCAUCCAAUGACCCUUUCAUGGUCUGAAAUGAAGUUUAUGGAGUUGAGAGGUUUGCUGGACUCAGUAGCAUCAACUGAGUUGGCAAGUGCCUGGAGUGAGUCAGCGGUAAAGCACACGAAACAAGUGGAGUUAACUCUUUAUCAGCAAAAACAGGAUCUGCACAGGAGUGCCAGGCCUAAUGAGCACAGCAAGUCCUUUUUGGUAUGGCUUGCCCCCCAUGAUGCAGUUGCAGAGACUGAAGGUCCCCACUUUCCCACAGCUGCCUAAGUCCCCACCCCUCCAGGAUUUUCCCCAAGGAAUCCAAAACUGAAACUGUGUGAUGCUAACCUUGUCCACACUCUACAUGCCUCUCUUGGUUCUGCGGUACAAGAAGGGAGGGGAGCUUGUUGCAACAGGAAGGGGAAACACCUGUGACUCUUCACCAGCCAGACUCAUCUCUGCUUCUUGGCCUCCCUCGUCUCCUACUUCAACUUCCGUUUCUGAUUCUGAACUUCUCUCUGCCACAGACUCUCCCAGCUCACUAAACCCUGUUACCUCUUCAGCUUCUGACAUCUCCUCUUCCCAGUCUUCCUCUUCUCCCUCUGACCACUCCAUCGUCCCACCACCAAUCCCUGAGCUCGCAGCCUUCUUCCCUUGGGGUUCUCCAGCUAGUUCCUCCCACCAAUCCUCUGCACCCAGCCAGUCCCUGACAUCAAGUGUGAUUCUACAAAGUGUUUUUUUAACAUGUGGAAUUGAUCUGGGGUUCCCAUGCAAAAUGAUUGUGUUGCCCCAUGCAAAAGUAAUCCAAGUAAAACAAGACUUUUGAGUCUUCUUCCCUCAAUAAGCAGGUGAAGGCUUGCUGGAGUUUACAUUAUUUGUUUUUCAUUGCAGAAGUAAUACUGAUGAUGAUCUCUGUGACCCAGAUUUUAGCAAAAUGCUUGUGUGUAUUGUAUCAUGCUGUUGGCCCAAGUGAGUAUUAUAAAGAGUAGUUCUUAAACAUAAGGUAGCUUGCAAUGUUUGACAAUAGAGGAAUUGCUUGGGGAAACUUAUAAGGCCACCAGCUUUUAAAAUUCAAGGUGUUGUGUGUGGGGUUUUUUAAACAGAAUGGCUAGUCACUAGUUGACCAUAUCCAAUCUGUACUCUAGUUGUGUGUAUCUGUUGAUCUAAAUGGCAUGUGGGCAAACUGGUAGCCUGGAUUAGUUAUCCCCCAAUCAAUUUCUUCCUCUCCCUCUCCCUACUACUCCCAUCACUGCUUUGAAAAGUGCCUCACUCAGUGGUGAAGUAUACAUGCUUUGAAUACAGUAGGUAUCAAUUCAAUCCAUAGCCCAGGGAACGUAUUUGCUAUGUGCUUAAAUAGGACCACUAGGCUUCAAAGGUUGGCCUACUGGGUCAUUUUCAGCUAACAAUACCCAACCUUCCUAGGCUGAGAAAUGAAUUGAGAGCCCUAGCACUUGCCUGAAGCGGUGUACAGCUGCUGCAAAUCCUGAGCUAGCUCAAAAGUAGCCACAUGUUUCAUUCUGGCAGUUGUUGGAUUCCAGCUUCCAUUAGUCCAAUGCAAUUUUGCAAAUAGUCAUGAUUAUUUGCUGUCAUCCAGCUCACAAAUGCAUCCAGGCACCAGUUUAGGACCUCCUGAUUUGAGAUGUUACAGAAAAAUGGAACAGUGACAUCUUGCCAGAAACCUUCUAAUGACCUCCACAGCAGCUUCAUGUAGAUAUUAAAUAGUGUUGGAAACAAAAUUGUGGUACCCAACAACUCCUAGGGGUCCAAGGCACCAUCAGUCACUACUUUUCAAUGGAACAGACCUUGUAAUUAGUAGUGAAGCCACCACAAAACAAACUACGAACUUACUGAGGGCAGACAUAUACUGUGGUCUGUGGUAUCUCAACCCACUGAGUCAUCUAGGGGAGUCAACAGGUUCAUGGUGCUUCUGUCUUUCACCCGAAUGUCACCCAUCAGAGUGAUCAAGGCUGAUUCUAUGCCCAAACUGGCCCUGAACCUGAACUGGAGUAUAUCAAGAUAACCAGUUUCAACCAAGAGCGGAAGCGCCGCCUCCUGGGUCCAGGCCCCAGGGUGGUUUUUCCCCCAGGGUUGGCUACAUCACUGAAGACACACCACUUUAGCUUCAACAGCCAGCAAGAGCAGCACUCAAGUCCAUAUGAAGCAGAUAAUUUUGUCCUUGCAGAUUUUCCUUUACGGCCUAGGACCCUCGUACCUAGGAGACCGCCUCUCCUGGUAUGCCCCACGGAGGACCUUAAGGUCCAUAAAUAGCAACACCCUAGAGGUCCCAGGCCCUAAGGAAGUUAGAUUAGCUGCAACCAGAGCCAGGGCCUUUUCAACUCUGGCUCCGGCCUGGUGGAACGCUCUGUCUCAUGAGACCAGGGCCCUGCGGGAUCUGAUUUCUUUCCGCAGGGCCUGUAAGACAGAGUUGUUCCGCCUGGCCUUUGGCUUGGAGCCAAUUUGAUUCCCUCCCUCUCUUUAUUUUUCCUUUCUCCUCCUGUGAUGAGGCUGCAUUUUAAUUGUUUUAAUGUUUUAAUGUUGUAUUUUAAUCUUGUUUUUAAGUUAUAUUCAUUCAACUCGUUUUUAUUAUUGGUUGUUAGCCACCCUGAGCCCGGUCUUGGCUGGGGAGGGUGGGGUAUAAAUAAAUAAAUAAAUAAAUAAAUAAAUAAAUAAUUAUUAUUUUCCAUAGUAGGCAUCUGAUGGCUCCAAGACUGGGUUAAUGCGGGUAAAUGAUUGCCACUUCCAUUGCAUAAUAGCUUUUCUAAGUGGUACAUGGGUUGCCAAGUAGGCUGUUCUCUCCACAUUAACCACCACACAGGCACGAUUAUGUGCUCUUCCAUGUGUGCAGUCUCCUUCAGAGCAAAACUUAUACGCCUUGUACUGCAAUUGUCUCCAGCUGCCUGGAACUCCUCAGUAAAUCGGGUGGUUGCCUAACUUCCGCAGCACCAGAGAGGACAUUUGGGUGCAGUUGUGUCUAUGGCCUGCCAUGCCUCACCAUUCCACAGGGAGACUAGGACCUUGGCAGAAUUGCCUUCCGGAAAAUCUCUUGCAGCAUUCAGGAAUCCAUCAGCUUCCACACAUCUCUAGGAGUGCACCAGAUGGUCUCUGAUCCUCAUGGGAUAGCAGCAAUUACCCUCCCCAAACCAGUGCUACCUUUGUGGAGCACUGAGUAUCUGGGAAGACAUAGGUGGGUCAGGUUGAUUUUUCCCAGCUAACCUAUUCAGGACUUGGCAAUACAGUGGUACCUUGGUUGUCAAACUGCUUGGCUCCCAAACAAAUUGGCUCCCGAAUGCCACAAACCCAGAAGUAGUGUUCUGGUUUGCAGACGUUUCUUGGAAGCUGAACAUUUGAUGUGGCUUCCGCUUGAGUGCAGGAAGCUCCUGCAGCCAAUCGGAAGCCACACCUUGGUUUUCGAACAGUUCUGGGAGUCGAACGGACUCCCGGAACGGAUUAAGUUUGACAACCAAGGUACCACUGUAUGUGCCAGAUUGGCUCCUUCAUAUACUUACAAAGCAUGGGUGAGUGAGAUUUUAUUUUGAACUGACCUGAUAUUGUCCAACCACCACUAAGACAGAGGGCAUAGUACUCAGUCCAUCAGUUACCUGAAGAACAGGGGAUCAGAGGCUGAGAGGGGGAAAGUGUUUUGAUUGGGGCGGGGGGGAGAGAGUUUAAGUGGGGAAACUGUAUUAUGGUACUUAAAUGAGUUUUCCCCUUGAAUUGCCGUGCAGGAGUUUGAAUCGUUCUGUGUUUUUCAGGUUCUGCAUUUCCGACCUUGGAUGAUUUAAAUGAAACUGAAGUUGCUCCCCCUGAGCCAAGGACGAAAGUACAGAUCGUAUCUGAACAGCUGGUGACCUUUUUCAACCCAGUGAGUAAGUGCUGUUGUAGCAUCAUUUUUCAUUGCCCCCUCUUCAAGUCCUUGAGAGGAUUAGAAAUGUUUGUUACUGUAGUCCUUCAGUGAAAGGUCUCUUUGUUGAGCUAUAUUGAGGGGUGUUGUUCUGUGCAGAGUGCCACGUUUCAUGUUUGGAAAAGGAAAUAAAAAGGUGUUGCCCAAAGGAAUGAACCCUCCGUUUCCACUCAUGUUGCAGCUGCACAUGGAUCACCCAAACUGGUUUGAAAGCAUCUUAGAAUAAUAGAAUUGUAGAGUUGGAAGGGACCACGAGGGUCGUCUUAUUUGAGAAGCCCUCAAAGCCCUCCUGAUGCACAGGACUAGUUUGAGCAGUUCUUUGGAUGGGUUGAGAUGCUCCCAAUGCAGAAUUAAUGGUAGGUAUCAAAUGUUUGCAUAGUGCUGUAUCUAGUAACCCAACAAUGCAUUGACAGCAAAAGAAAAAAGUCAAGGCAGCAGUAGCUGCUGUUGUUAUUUGUUACCCACCCUUCGCCCUAAGAUCCCAGAGAAUGUUACAACAAUUGAAAACACAACAUAAAAACAGUUUGUUUUCAACUUGCAAAGAGAGAAGAGGGGACCAUCUUAAAAACAGACAUCUCAAGUGUCAAAUGUCAGGGUAAAAGGGGGCAUCUUUAGCAUUCACUAAAAGCUUCAAAGUGAAGAAUCCAGACACACUUCUGGGGGGAUUCCACAACUUAAGGGCUGCCAUAGAGAAUAAGCUUUCCUAGGCUGCUGCCACCUGAGGGUAGUGGAACAAUCAAAAGGACUUAGAGAUACGUGUGGAUAUUCAUGGACAUGUACAUAGUUAUCCAGUGGUGGUCCUGCUCAGAGUAUACCCAUUGAAAUUAAAGGACUUAGUCUCUUUAUGUUUGAUGGUUUUACACUGAGUAGAACUUGUAUACAAUCCAUAAAUCCAGUGCUGGGCAGGCCAAUAAAGCAGGGUUUUCCUUUCUCUCCCAUUCUUGCCAUACUUCAAGAGCAUAGGGGUUGGGCCAAACAGGCCAAUGGAGCACAAGGCAAGCCUUGCUCCUCCUCCUGCUGAGCUGUGGUGCAUGGAUCCCCAGCAUGCUGCACAUGUGCUCACAGGUGUCCACAGCAGACUUCCCUGGUGCCCGCAGGGCCCCAUCCCCCCUCUAAAAUGAAUCUUGCAACAAUCCCUCUUUAGCCAAUGGAAUGCUUUUCACCCACCCCAGUUCGAUUGUGGCAAGGAGGCAAUUUUAAGUGAGUAACAGCUGGGGGCUGGGUAGGGGAGCAGCUGCACGCGUGUCGUGCCCAUGACCAUUUCUCUUUGCUUACAAAUGUGCCCACAGACUCCUGAAAGGUCAGCAACACUUGCUGCAGUGGCUGGAUGCUGAAGACGUUGAAGGAGAAGGGUGACCCUGCUUUCGGUUCCCUCUUUUUCUCCUACUAGUGGAUUUCAGAAUCAGUUUGCUGUGCAUUGCAGGGGCUGGUUUUUACAAACGAAGCAAUUGCAAAGCCCCAUUAAGUAUCUUUGCAAACCGCUUAGAGACUAUUGUAGUUAAGUGGUAUAUAAAUUGUUUAAAUAAAUGAAAGGAGGGCCUUGCACAGAUCUUGCUGCAUGGCUUUUUUGCUUUUUGGCGGUGUGUUGCUGUUUCCACCAAAAGGAGAAGCAGACUUCAAAGUGGCACUUGGAAAUAAUCAGCUCAUUAGUGUGUGGAGAUUGCCCAGUUCGUUCCAACCUUCAAAGGAAAAAGGCCCCCCUGAAUCUUAUUCAGAUACUCCAAAGCAAAGGGCUCAAUCAAAAACAUACUUUCAAAACCACCACGUUAAUGCUUGACCCCCUGUGUGUCUUUCUGUGCUUCCCCCCCCCUGCUACUGUUCCUUUUCUCCCUUGCAUGGAGUUGAUGCAAAAGUGAGAAGGAACUCUCAGCAAAUUUCCAAUAAAACAUAAUAUCAGCUAUUUGCAUAUCCCCCCCCCCCCCGGAAAAAGGAAACAUGUUUCAUAGAAAGAGGACACUGAGUUAAUUUGUAUGCAUAGAACAGGGCUGAUAAACCUUUAGCCCUCUGGAUGUUGCUAAACUAUAUAUCCCAUUAGUCCCACCCAGCAUAGUCUAGGCUGCUCAAAGUUGUAGUCCAGCAACGUCUGGGGUGUGUGUGAAAGGUUCUUCACUCCUGAUAUAGAUACAAACAUGGAUUCAGAGCCAUCUUUCCCAUAGGGCUUAGUGGUGCGUCAUGCCAGGGCGCUGGCCUCUCAGGGGCACCCCAGCAAGUGGAGGAGCUGCGUGGCUUUGCCGGUCACCUCCCCUUUCCCUGAACGCCCACCAUCUGCGCCCCACCAACCAUAAGGCUGGCGGGUGUGCAUCUUCCCUCCCAAGCCUCCUCGGAAGGAGAACGAUCCCCACAGAGGCUUAGGAUGGAAGCUGUGCCCUACCAAUCAUAUGGCUGGUGGGCACACAGCUAGCCUCCCAGGUCUCUGUGGGGAUCGCUCUCCUCCUCAGGAGGCUAGGGAGGGGUGCAACUUCACUCCCAAGCCUCUGCGGGGAUCGCUCUUCCACAGCGGCAUGGGGGAGAGUUGCCCCCCCCCCCGAUGGCUGGCAGUGCACAGCUAUGGCCACCCCAACACUAUCCGUGGUAAUUGGGGGGCGCUGGGCAGAUAUUUGCACCCCGGCGUCGCAUCUCCUAAAGAUGGCCCUGCAUGGAUUCAAGCCAUAGUAAUUCUAAUGUUGGACCCACUGAAAUGAAUGCACAUGGCUAAUUUAGGUCCGCUCAUUUCAAUAGGUCUGCUCUGUAUAGAAUGCUCUUGGAUACCCUGUAAUUGGGGAAGAUGGUGACCAGGUGAAACUUCAUGCCUGCUCAGUCACCUGCCCAGAUGUUGUCACUCACUGUUGACGGGAGACUCUAAGAACCCUCUUGCUCUCUCUUCUUAGGGUCUUUUGUCUUUAAACCAGACUUGGAGUGGAGAGACCUAAAGGACUGUUCUCUUUAAAGUGGAACACAUGGCCACCCUAAAUGGAAGCAGCGGUCUGGAAUAACUUUGCCUCGUGCCUCAGUGUGUACAUGUUUAAACUGGGCUUGGAACUGAAAUCUUGCAUUUCUGCUUCAUUUCCCAAAGCGUGUCGACCCAAAACAAAUCAGGCAGUGGUGCCUUGCCAAGCUGGGGAAAAGAGCAACAAGUCGUUGUGUCUGGAACACAAGUGCUGCUUCUCGUCUAAAAAGCAUGUUCAGUUGGACUGCUAUACUCCCCUCAAAGACCGUAAGUGGCAUUCUGCCUCCAGGGCUCUUUCACUUGUUCUGCAAAGCUGGACACACGUAGUUUCUUAUGCCUACACUGCCACCUUCAGCCAAGACCUUGUUGCUGCUUUUCCCAGGGGGCACAGCAGAGUAGUAUAGAUACAGGGUCAGGUUUGUAAGCAGUAGUGGCUUCUGGUGACCCUUGGGAUUAGUUGGGGCAGAAGCCAGCAGUAGGUGAAGUCAGAGCCAAUGACAGGCAGAGCCAACUUGCUCUGAUUCCCCCACCCCACCUUCCUCCAUUCAAGGGAUAACACUGAAACUAGUGGGGAGGAAGAUGAUAAUGCAUUGCCAGCCCCUGGAUUGGUUGUAAUCAAGGAGGCAGGCAGGUGGGGGAUGGCUGAGAGCAGCUCAGCUUCAUGGGGCAGUUCCCCACUUGCCCUGCUUAAUGGACUAGCCUCCACUGCUUGCAGGUCUGUGUUGAGGACUUACAUGAUGCACCAGGAAGCUCUCAAAUGAGCAUGAGGGGCCAUAGCUCGGAACAUAGGAUUUUCACACAGUAGGUCCCAGGUUAUAUCUCUCUCCUUGCCAGUUAAGUAAAAAUCUCAGUUAGCCGAUCUGGGAAGUAUUUCUGUCUGAGAAGUCAUACCAGUCAGAGCAAACAGUGUUGGACUAGACCAGGUUAUGUGUUGUGCUGUACCACUUCAGUUGUUGCUGGGCUUACAAUUCUCUCAUUCCAUCAUCCCUAACAACAUCUAGAAGGCGACAGGCCCUGCACCCUUUGACUUCACAGAGUAGUGAUCUGUUUCAUUUUACAUCAGUGCACACAGAUAUUGUGGCUCCCAUUGUGUUUUGGAGUGCAUCUUAAAAUGUUUCUUCAAAAUUCAAUGUGCUUCUCCUGUAGAGUUUAUUUUCCAUCCAGUUUGUCUGUUUGUAGAGCGAUUCUGGUACUUGAAUGCUUCAGGGUGUGCAGCAUAUGUCAAUAAACAACACGUGCUUAUAGUCCACAAAGCACACGCUGUGUGCAUUCUAACAAUCUGUUGACAAAACAGAAACCCUUCACAGGCCUCUUAGACUCCAGCAUCUCACAAAUUAUUGGGUUACCUCCUGCAAUGGGUAAUUGGCAAUUUUAUUGCCCUGUUCAAUCGUCUGAUUCUUCACUUCACUGAACAUGUUUGCUAUUUUCCCCUGCCAGUUUUGAGAACAGUGGGAGGCAAGGCCUGUUGCUUUCAUGUGGUCUUCCUGGAGGCUUCUGGGUGGCCUCUUGGAAAGAAGGCUGCCAGGCUAGGUGGACCUUAGGGCUGAUCCAGCAGGAUUUCCAUCACAGUUAUACUUACAACAAAUGUAGAUCAGGAGCCAACAAAAACCCCUCUGCAGCUAGUUUCACAUGUUUGGAGUCUUUGAGUUUGUUUGUUUUCUCAGACAGGCGGCCUCUCUUCUUCUGAUGCCACAUGACAAACUGCUUUUGUAACUUAAAAGGGAGGAAUUUUUAUUUUACUUAUUUGCAAUGUUUAUAUGCCAGCAACAUUAUAGGGAAAAAUAUUAUGGCAGUGAACUGCAUAAAAUCAACAAUACAGCCAUUCCUGUACCAUAGUUGUCAACUUUCAGAUUGGAAAUAAGGGAUCAGCAGCCUCGAAAAUAAGGGAACAGCAGCCUCACUUGUCCCGGGGACAGUCUACGGGAUAUCUAACAAUCUGGGAUAACAGCGGGAAGCAGCGGGAAACAGCGCUGGAAUAAGGGAAUUUCCCACAAAAAAAGGGAAGGAUGACAGCUAUGUCCUAUACAGGGAUAGCCUUACCAUUGUAGUCCAGGCAUUGGUAACCUCAAGGCUGGAUUACUGCAGUGCACACUAUGUGGGGCUGCCUUUGGGCCUGAUUAGGGAGCUACAGUCAGUGCAGAAUGUGACAGCCAGACUGCUGAUGGGAGAAUGUGGCCAACAUGUGAGACCAUUGUUGGCUGUCCAUCUGCUUCCAAAACAGAUUCAAGUAUAUACAGUUUUACCGUACAUACUCAAGUAUAAGCCGACUUUUUCAGCACAUUUUUUAUGCUGAAAAAGCCCCCAUCGGCUUAUACUCAAGUGAGGGUCCUUUCAGGCUGCUCCUUCCUCCUCCUCCACCUUUGGCGCUGUUGGCGGUGGCAGAGGAGGAACAAGCAGCCCGAAAGCAGCCCUUUUGGGCUGCUUGUUCUUCCUUUGCCGCUGCCGCCACCAUCAGGUUUGUAGUGUGGUGAACUUAUUGACUCAAGUUUUCCCAGUUUUUUGUGGUAAAAUUGGGUGCAUCGGCUUAUAUUCGAGUUGGCUUAUACUCGAGUAUAUAUGGUAAUUCACAAAGCACUGAAAAUUUUAGGGACCUUAGGGAACACAUGAACCUUUCUAUCCCAGGACAAUCACUGAGAUCAUCUGCAGGCAUGUUGGUGGUGCUUCUCCAAGUUGGCAAGGCUUAUUUGUCAACAAGACCAAAGCCCUGAGUGUCAUUGGUCCAGCAUUAUGGAAUAGUCUGCCAACAGAGAUUCGUCAGGCACCUUCUGUUUCCAGUUUUAAAUGCCUGCUGAAAACUUUCCUAUUCCAAUAGGCUUAUGCAGGCAAUUAAGGCUGCAUCUCUCCAUAAUAGCUAGCUGAUUUCUGAUUUCAGAAUUUUAAUGUGGUUUUUAUUGUACGUUUUUACGUAUAACUGUUGCAAACCACUCUGAUACUUUGUAUGAAAUAAAAUUGCAUUCAUAAAGCAAGUCCCAAACUUGUUGCAAAUCAGUAGAGCAGAUUAAUGCAUCAACAUAGCUUGAUCGCCCAAGGGAAGCCUGAGUAAACAGGUGCAUGUUAAGCAGGUGUCUAAACAGUGGGUGCUUAUUGGAAUUGCAUUCCAAAGAGAAGGCUCUUGCUUUAUUCUAUUUAAUUUAUUUUUACUCAGACAAAUUAUAUACCACUUAAGCACAAUUGUCUCUAAGUAGCAUACGUCAAACUCAACAGUGCAAUAAAUAUAUAAAACCAGUUUAAAACUAUAAAAUCAGAUCUGACUGUUAAAAGGCCUGCUGGAAUAAAAAGUGAUCAUAAGAUGAACCUCAGGAGCAUAUGGCAAUGCUAACAGCAUUGAAAUAUCUCAGCAGAGGUGCAGAAUGUAAAGCAUUCCCAGAGAUAACCUGGUCUUCAAGUUGUUCCAUAGAAAGACCUUAAACUUGGCCCGGUAUCAUAUUUGCAGCCUCUGCAACUCCUUCAGCACAGAUGUUUUGCCCUGUGAAUGAGGUACCUCCUUGAACAACCUGGCAGCAGCCUUCUCCAGCUCAGCUUUAAUGGAUGCCCCACAAAUAAUGCAAUGCUGUGAUACAUUCUGGAGGUUACAGAUGCCUGGACUUCUGCAGUUAAACAAACCCAAUCCAGAGCUGCCAGGAAGGGCUGCAGCUCAGUGUAGGACAUCUGCUUUGCACACAGGAUGUCCCUGGUUUGAUAUCCAUGUAAGGCUGGGAAAGAUUCCCUGGAGUGCCUCUGCCAGUCAGUGCAGACAAUACUGAGCUAGAUGGACCAAUUCAGUACAAAGGCAGCUUCCUAUAUUCCUUAACAGCCAUAUGCAGUCGUAGCCAAUGUAGUCACUUGUGUGUCCAAUGAAAAAGAUUCAGCCAGGAGUGCACCCCAAAAUGUUUAAAUUCCUAUUGUGAUAAGGCAACCUUCCCCAACUGGGUGGCCUCAAAAUGUUGCUAGGCUCUAACCCUAACCAUAACCCCUAACCCUAACCAUAACCCCUAACCCUAACCCUAACCCCUAACCCUAACCCUAACCCCUAACCCUAACCCUAAUCCUAAACGCUAACCCUAACCCUAACCCUAACCCCUAACCCUAAACCCUAACCCUAACCCUAACCCUAACCCUAACCCAAACCCUAAAUCCUAACCCUAACCCUACUACCCCAACAUACCUCACAGGGUAGUUAUGAGGGCCAACUGGGUGUUUAUGCCACCUUGCAGGGCUGCCAACUUGAAUAAAAUAUUGUGGGGGCCCAGGCAAGCACCACCCUGCAUAAUCGAUCACAUGACACGGUGCACACACACCAUUUGAAUGGCAAUGCCCAUCAACUUUGCAGGAGACCAGCCCAGGGGCGGAGCUUCAUGCUCCAGCACCAGGGGGUGGAGAGCAGGCAGGGGUGGGGCUGGCAUGCGUCACGGGUGGGGCGCGUCACCUGCAGGGGCGGGCUGCGCAUCCUGGGGACAUGGCGCGCCAUCCACAGAGGCAUGGCAUGCAUCGUGGGGGCGUGGCACACUGCCCGAAGAGGCGUGGUGCACAUCCUGGGGGUGGGGCACACUUCAGGGGCAUGGCACCCAGUGCAGGGGGGCGGGCAGCUGCGAUGGCUCCCUACUGGGAUCAUGCUGCCGGGGGCAGUGCACUCCCCCCGCACUCCUCUUCCUUUGCCAGUGGACCAGCCCCUGAAAUAUUUUAUUGCAGGGGCUGGAGCACCCACGGCCCCUGGGAGUUGGCUCCUAUGCCACCUUGACCGCCUCUGAAAAAAUGUAAUAAUGAAAAAUACUGGCAUAAAAGGACAUAUUAAUAAUAAUAAUAAAAAGACCUACCCACAUGAUGCUGACACGAUACCCUGCAUGAAUGCUGUGCAAUAGAAUGUACUUUCACCCAAUUAUUUGUUUGCUUGUGUUGCAACACAAAAAAAUCUCUAAUAAAACUAAUUUUUUAAAGGGAUAUUAUCUGUAAAGUAAUUGUUCAUUCCCCUCCUAUAGGGAUAUACUCUCCACAAGACACUUCCCUAUCUAACACUCAAUUUAAAAUGAAUGCCUUAUCACAGCUUCCCCUGGCCUGCUGCCCUCCAAUAGCUCUAACUCCCAUCAGUUUUGACCCCAGGCCAGGCAUUUGGGGGCUGAUAGGAAUGAGAGCACUUUAGCUGUUACACCACAAUGGUUCUCCUAUGUUUCUGUGAUAGCACAGGAGUGUUGGUUUACAUCAGAGCAGUUUGAACUCAGGGUUGCAUCCCAGAAAUAAACUUUUCCCACUAACCAUGUAACUGCAGUACAAAACUUAACAUCCUCUAUACAGGUGCAGCGGAAUGAAGUGGUAGAAGUCCAGAGGCAGGAGUGUGGACAUUACCAUGUCAGACUGCCUGUGAAGGAACAUAUAUUUGUUUUAAAUCUAACCCACAUUAAAAACAAAACAGAGAGGUAGAGAUUCUAUCUCACUCCUGUGCUAGCUUUCUAGCUGCAGAGACUUGACUGCAACAAGAAAGGAGUUGGGAAAGAUCAUGGCACCCAAAACAUCACCAUUCUGUAGUGAUUUGAAAAAAGGGUGUGUGUGUCCCAGGACACUUGCAGGAUAUGCUUCAUAACUUGGGUAGAAGGUGAACAAAGUGUGUAGUAGUUACAGUAUGUAGGAGGAGGAGAUGUAAGACGUCACCAUGGAGUGGUUUAUGUGCAAGAGGGGUUGCACAAAAGGAGGGGAAAGGAGGCAUGGGAGUGAAGGCAUGUACAAAGGGGUAUAAAGCAGAGCUACAGAGUAGAAAAGGGAAGUGGCUUCAGAAAUCAGGUUGAGCUUAAGUAGUUGCAUGGGGUGGGAAGUGGAAGCUCCAGGGGGUUAAUGUGGGAAAAAUGGCAGGGGUGGUGGUGGAGCAAACAGGAGCACAGCUCCUAGUGUACUAUAGACAUCCACGUGCUUUGGAGAUUAUUUAUUGCAGAUGCGGCCAUGAAGCAAAGCUGACUCAUUACUAGGUUGUAGGACACUUACAAGCCAAGCUGAUGUUGAUUGAACUGUAACAGGCCCUCAACAGAUCCUGCGGAUGCUUGGUGCCGGGAUAGGAGGACUGAUCCUUCUUGCGUGUCUUCCAUGUUGCUGUUUUAUUGUGGAGAGGAGGUAAGAGAUACUUCCUCCUGUGUAAAAGCACAGCUGCAUUAUGGGACACUUCAGCACUCUCACAGUAAAAUGCAGUGGAGUGGAGGGAGCAGAGGCGCCGACUCCUAGGGGCCAAACCCAUUUGCUUGUGAGGGACCCCCCCCCAUGUUAAAUAAAAAAGGUCAUGUCAGGUUGGAGGAGCCAGGAACACAAUGGCAAUGUGGCCUUAGUGGCUGGGUCAUCCUCCUUCUUCUCCUGGUGGCAGUAGCAGCAGCAGCAGCAGCCACCAACCAUUGAAGCCACCACAUUCCUGGCUCCUCCAAGCUAGCGUGAUGUCCUGACAUGAUGUCGUCACACGUGGGAUGUUGGGCCCCCCCCCCCCACACUUGCAAGUGGGUGUCUCUAAGAUAGAGUCCCUCCAUCUCCAACUCAGCGGCAGAGCACAUCCAAAAGGCCCCACGUACAGUCUCUGACAUCUCCAUUACAGGGACCAGGAAGCAGGAGAUGAGAGGACACAUUUCCACCCCAUACCUAGAAGAUCCACCUUGAUCACUGUGACCUCCUGAUGGGGCAUUUCUGGAGCUUCCCCAUGCCCCUGAGAUUAGAUUGGCCUUCACUUUAGUGUGGCAGGCCCUGCCCUGUGGAAUUUCCUCACAGGGCUACAAUUCCUAGCAACCUGGACGAAAUACAAUUUCCAGAAUUUGAAGGGGGGAGUGGGCAACCAUUUGCUUUAUAUGAUUGCUGAAUGUGCUUUAAACAUAUGGUAUGGGUGUGGCCACUGUCCAUCAGGGUAGACAAUAGGCAGGCCAAAGUAACUUCCCUAUGUUCCCACACAAACUUUUAGCACAAAGUUGCUCAGCUACCAAAUUAUUUACCAUGAAAAAUAAAUUGCCCUGCCUGUGCAUAUGGAACCACACACACUCAGGCAUUAUUCCUCUCCGCUCGCCAGAUGGUUAUUUGUUGAAAGUUUCCACACAUGGACCUCCUGCAUAGAAUCUUUGCAUUUACAAUUUCCUCUGCUCUCAGCACCCGAUGCUGAAACUGCGGAUAGCCAAGCAGAGCCACUGGCACAUCUCCAAACAAGAGCCUAGAAUUAGCAAAGAAUGGUCUGCUAAGAUAAGCCCUGGGAAAUGAAUGUGUGAGAGAUGGGAUUCAUAUCAAUGCUGAAGUGAUUUGCCCAGGAAGGGCUGUGUGGAGUGGAUGGACUGUUGCUAUUGCUAGGAAUAUUAUUGGAUGUUGCUUAAAAAGGCCUUUUUUAAAAAGAAGCAAGCAAGCAAGCAAGCAAGCAAGCAAGCAAAAAAGGCCAUAAUUAACUAGAUGUUGAACCAUUUUAAUUUCUAGCACACGCUCUUUGAAAUGUUUGAAUACAUCAAAAGAAGCAAAACUGUAAGGAAGCAUUAUCUUUUCUAGUUUCAAGAUGGCACCUCUUUUGGCAUAGGGUUCCAGUGAGUUGUUUCAACACAUCUGCAAGAGUGUAGCAUAUAUUGGGAAAUUACCAAAGCUGUAUGUGGGUCUUUCAUCUGCAGGUGCAUUGCACAAGUAAAGAAUUUCUCACCUGUUGCUGCUGCAUUUGGCUUUUUGAAAGCUAAAUUGGACAUGAUGGAUUGGCGUGCCUUCCUUGUUCGCAUAUAAAGGAGAGGAUUUAGGGGGAUAGGGCUUAUUGCAGCGUUGGGGGACUUGCAGCCUUUCAGAGGCUGUUGGACUCCAGCAUCCCUGACCAUUGGCCAUGCUAACUGGGGUUGAUGGGGGGGGUUGAUGUACAACAUCUGGAAGUCCACAUGUUACCCACUCCUGGUUUACUGGAACUGAGCUGGGGGGUGGAGAAAAGCGGACAGAGCAAAUAAACUCUGGAAGGAAGCAGACAGAGCAAAUAGGGUGGAAGGAAGCAGCAAAACCCCUCUCUCACACCUUCCUAUAAUUGUUGCAAUCAUCUGAAUUUCUCUUGCUUUGAGUGAGAUUACUGGUUCUUAAAUUCAGUGCUUCUACUCUGACCUGCAGUAGCUCAGGUCUCAGGCAGGGAUCCUUCCCUUCACUUGCUACCAUGAAUGCAUAACGUCCCAGGUUUGAUCCCUGAUAUCACCCUGCUAAAAGAUCAGAUAGGAAGGGAAGGGAAAGAUGCCUGCCUGAGCCCUGUCGAGUUAUCGCCAGUCAGUGCUGAAACUGAAAAAUAGCCUUACCUGGUAUAAGACCUGGGGCAGAUCCAUACUCAUGGUUUUUAAUGUUAAGAAAGAGUUAAGGAAUGGUUUUGAUAACAUAAAUGGGCACAUGACUUCCUACUUUUUACGUUAAUAAUGUGUUAUUACCUUGUCUUUUUAUAGCUUAAUUUUUAAUCGUUUUAUGCUGCUACAUUGGUGAAACACUGCUCACAUGUCCCCCCCCAGGGAGAGUAACAGAGCAACCAGUGACCAGCAGCAGGGAAAGAAACAGCAUUUUGGAAAAUGGUGUGGCUGGGUAUUACUUACAUUUGACCGGGCGGGAGGGAGGCAUGAUAAAAAUGUUAAAUAGCAAGUGACAUUUUAGAACGACAUAUCUAAUAUCGUUCUGAUACGGGGAAAUAACAUUGAAGAGGUCAGUAUGGCUGCAGCCCUGGUUUACUACCCUUCCCACCAUUAAGUGUAUCCGGAAUCUGCCAGGAAAUGCACAAUAUCCUCAUUGAAGGUCUUUUUUUUGUGUGUGUGGCAUUUCAGCCCAUGUGUUAAUGCAUUACGAAGAAGCCCCAAAGGAGAUGAUUCUGAAGAAGACAGUGAUGAUGAGAGUGAUGAAAGCAGUGAUAGCCAUUCUUCAUCAUCCGUCCAAGAUGAUGUUGAGAAACAAACGAGCAAGAAGGAAAAGGGCAAAUAAACCACUCACCACUAUUUGACCAA